Messenger RNA from Pecten maximus, 2039 nucleotides. RefSeq lists its product as uncharacterized. NCBI's taxonomy places the organism in Eukaryota, Metazoa, Mollusca, Bivalvia, Pectinida, Pectinidae. The record is from RefSeq and is a predicted model, not a curated record. The transcript is spliced from 13 exons. The coding region runs from base 347 to 1570 and encodes 407 amino acids.
AUGAUCUAACUGUUGUAUAUACAUAUAUAUCAGAGUAUUAUGGCAUCGGGUAUGCUACACUCGGUACGCCAUCUACUACUACACAGAAUACUACUGCUGUGACGGCUGGACGGAAACGAUUACAGGCAGCCAUGAGUGUACAAAACGUAUCCCACUGCAACCAAACAGUGUUGAGUCAUAUAACGAAGUUCCUGCUUUAGCAUGGAGAAGUCUGUCCUCAGACGAAGACGUUAUAGAUGACAGGACUCUAUCCAGUGGCUUAUUCACUGCGGGAAAAUAUUUUGACAUUGUGACAACAGAAGUAGAUCCAACAACAAUCGGUUGCGGAGCAAAACGGAAAAUCUGGAUGAAUGACACCCUCCCAGACGCAGAUGGCUCAUUUCAUGAUAAAACUGUGUGUGUCUCGGAUGCGGAAACCAACGACCCUUGCAAGGAUACCUUUACAAUCGAGGUUCAUAAUGGCGGAGAUUUCCGGGUCUACGUUUUAGAAUCACUCCAAAGUGGCCAUUAUGGACUUGGGAAUGACUCGGUUUCUUAUUGUUUUGAUCUGUCAGUACCUUUGGAUCCGUGUUCUGAUGUGAUUUCACACAUACUUCCGGCAUUAGAAUCCCGUCGUCCUGGUAACACUAUCAUGACACAAAGUGACGACAGCUUGCUCGGAAAUUGGUAUAGUGCUGGCCCGUACGAAAUCGUCAGAAACAGUCCGGAUUUAGAGUUACCCGUCAGUUGUGGAGCUAAAGCCCAAAUAUGGAUGAAUGACUCUUUCCCAGAAGUGGAUGGUAAACAUCAUAUCCGGAAACUUUGCAUCACGGAUGUCGAGACGUCACAAAAGUGUGUUGGCAGUAUUCAUUACACUUUCAUUAAGAAUUGCGGAAGCCAUUUUGUGUAUUUCCUGACAAGUUCUCCAAAACCUGACAGUGCAUACUGUUUUGAUAUCCCCUCGGAAUCAAAUGAUCCAGCCCCAGAUUUUACUCCAAGCAAUGUUCAAAUAGAGUCCAGUCUGAAAUGGAAUCCGCAUGGCCUAACGUCAUCGACCGAGUGGCCUUCACUGCACUUCCAAUGCUCUUUUGAUAAGAGUACCGAAUUCGACCUCUUUUACGUUGUAUAUUUCUACGUGGACGGAAGCUACAUCGAUACGGGAUCAGAUAUCAUUGUUCAGGAUUCCUCAGAGGCCUAUGUCACUGAGCAGCUUCUCAAUUUCCGUGGAUUUUCUGCUGGGAUAACGAUUUCCUGUUUUGUCGGGGGUAGAACAUCCAGGAAUGGUCGUACAGGUGUCAUAGCUGAAAGUCCUGGAUUCUACGCAGGUAUAAAGAUGGUGAACCAUUCAGUCGAUAUUCAGCGUGGAGAGAAUGGUACCGUUGGUUUUUUUACCACGAUUCCAUUUGGUUGUGUGUACGAUCUGACUUAUCCCGAAGAUGUCUGCUACAUGACUCUGUCCAUAUCAAGCAGCGCUAGCGACAACAGUUGUGGAAGCAACAGUAUGCUACAUCCGUGUACAGUUCAGCUAAAAGGGGUCACGAAAGACGAACUACAUCAAUGGAGAGUUAUGGACGCCAGAAAUGAAUCAUGAAUUUGAAAUUGUAGCAUCGGAAAGUAACCAAGGCACAUAUAAUCUAGCUAAUACAAAUUUCACGAUGAGGUUGACUGCAUAUACACCAGGUCAUACAUUCUGGCAUGAUAGUCAAUCGGAAGAAGCUACGAUCAAUGUUUACGAAACUGAGGAAUCUAAAAUUUGGCAGGGCAAAAACUGUUCUGUUCAUUGUGACCCUCAUCAUUUGACAUUUGAUGGAAUGAGAUUCGAAAUACAGAAACCAGGAAGAUUUCAGUUGUUAAAAAGUGAGGAUCCGCCUAUGGAGGUACAGGUGGAAAUAGCCUCUUGUUACAGCAGAAGUCGCCCAUAUUGUGCGUGUGGUAUAGUUGCUGCAGUUGGCCAUGAUAUCUUUCAGAUAUAUACCUGUAAUGGGGAAAAUCAAAUCAAAUUCAAGGCAUGCAACGACAGCGUUUUGAAAGCUGAAAAAGAAAAAGAAAACUCAGCGAAG